Harmonia axyridis is the source of this 4282-nucleotide messenger RNA. RefSeq lists its product as uncharacterized. Gene Ontology annotation, molecular function: copper ion binding; oxidoreductase activity. Gene Ontology annotation, cellular component: plasma membrane. The record is from RefSeq and is a predicted model, not a curated record. The transcript is spliced from 20 exons. Bases 165 to 4037 code for a protein of 1290 amino acids. NCBI's taxonomy places the organism in Eukaryota, Metazoa, Arthropoda, Insecta, Coleoptera, Coccinellidae. Gene Ontology annotation, biological process: iron ion transport.
CGGGCAGGAUUGUGGUAAGCGCGAUAAAAAUAGGGCAACGCGAAAGAUCUCGCGUCGUGCUUGAAUGAGAAGUGCCAGAAGUAGCAGUAGUAGGCAGCAUAAGCGACGGUGAAGAACUGUCUUGUUGUGUCUUCGAGUAUCAGUCGUUGCAAGUCAUCAGCACCAUGAAGGUGGCGGCAGUACGGUACUGCCUUGUCGCGUUCGCAUCAGCGUUGUUCGUCAUCCCAGAAGGCCUUGCCGUGAGAGUUGGCCAGUCAGGAGCACAGAGAAAAGCAUCAGUUGCAGACCAACAGGCUGCCGCAUCGUAUUGGGAUGGAGAUUUGGGAAGUGACGUAUUUUCUACAGGACACACCCUUCAUCAGUCCCAUCCACCGGUGGGAUCCAGAUUCAGGGGAAAUGGUGGUAAAAGGACAAGUUUAGGAGGACCACCUUUCAAACAUUUGGAUUAUAAAACAUCAGCAACAGCAGAAUUGAGGAACAACCCAUCUCUAUCAGCACCAGAGGAAUGUGCUAGGGCUUGUAGAGAAGGGGAUCCACCAAGGAUCUGUUAUUAUCAUUUUACACUUGAAUUGUAUACCGUACUUGGAGCUGCUUGCCAAGUUUGUACACCAAAUGCCACGAAUACAGUGUGGUCCAAUUGCCAGUGUGUAUUAGCUGAUGGUGUAGAAAGAGGUAUUCUGACAGCAAAUCGUAUGGUACCAGGUCCAAGCAUACAGGUAUGCGAAGGCGACAAAGUAGUUAUUGAUGUAGAAAACCACAUGGAAGGUAUGGAAGUAACCCUCCAUUGGCACGGAAUUUGGCAGAGAGGAUCUCAAUACUAUGAUGGUGUUCCUUUUGUGACCCAAUGUCCCAUCCAGCAAGGAAAUACCUUCAGAUACCAGUGGGUGGCAGGAAACGCAGGAACCCAUUUCUGGCAUGCGCACACAGGUUUACAAAAAAUGGACGGUCUUUAUGGAAGCAUUGUCGUACGUCAACCACCUAACAAAGACCCCAACAGCCACCUUUACGACUACGAUUUGACCACCCACGUGAUGUUGCUCAGUGACUGGAUGCACGAAGAUGCUGCGGAAAGGUUCCCAGGUAGAUUAGCUGUGAACACUGGUCAAGACCCUGAGAGUUUACUCAUCAACGGCAAGGGUCAAUUCAGAGAUCCAAAUACUGGAUUUAUGACAAAUACUCCAUUGGAAGUUUUCACCAUGACGCCAGGCAACAAAUACAGGUUCAGGAUAAUCAAUUCCUUUGCUUCCGUUUGUCCAGCUCAACUCACGAUUCAAGGACACGAUCUUAUCCUUAUUGCUACAGAUGGUGAACCUGUGCAACCUGUGACUGUGAACACGAUCAUCUCAUUUUCUGGUGAAAGAUACGAUUUCGUCAUACACGCCAAUAGAAAUCCAGGUGCCUACUGGAUCCAAUUGAGAGGUCUAGGAGAAUGCGGUGUUCGUAGAGUACAACAACUUGCCAUCUUGAGAUACGCUAGAGGUCCAUACCAGCCAUCUUCACAACCACCAACCUACGAUUUCGGUAUUCCUCAGGGAGUGGUUCUUAACCCGUUGGAUGCAAGAUGUAACGAGCAAAGAGAUGACGCAAUUUGUGUCAGUCAAUUGAAAAAUGCCAAGAGCAUUGACCCUGGCAUUUUGCAAGAACAUCCAGAUGUCAAGAUUUUCUUACCUUUCCGAUUCUUGCUCUACACCCCAGAAGAACUUUUCAGGCCAAACACUUACAACAGACAUUUAGUUGCACCCAAUGGUGACCACGUCCUCAGUUUGAUUGAUGAAAUAUCAUACAUGGCUGCCCCUGCACCACUGAUCUCUCAGUACGAUGACAUAAACCCUGAACAGUUCUGUAACGGAGACAAUAAACCAGCAAACUGUGAGCAAAACUGCAUGUGUACUCACAAAGUAGACGUUCCACUGAACGCAAUUGUUGAAAUUGUGUUAGUUGACGAAGUUCAACAACCCAAUCUCAGUCAUCCCUUCCAUCUUCACGGUUAUUCCUUUAACGUUAUCGGUAUUGGCCGAUCUCCUGACAGGAACGUCAAGAAAAUCAAUUUGAAGCACGCCCUUGAUCUUGACAGGCAAGGAUUGCUUCACAGACAGUUCAAUCUACCACCAGCUAAAGAUACCAUCGCUGUGCCAAAUAAUGGUUACGUUGUGCUCAGACUUAGGGCAGAUAACCCUGGUUUCUGGCUUUUCCACUGUCACUUCUUAUUCCAUAUCGUUAUUGGAAUGAAUUUAGUCCUUCAAGUUGGCACACAUGCCGAUUUACCGCCCGUACCACAAGGUUUCCCAACCUGCGGAGAUCACUUACCGCCCAUAUCGUUAGACCCGACAAAAGUUAUAUACCUUUAUAGGGAUCCUUCAGUCAUAAACAAAAAUAUUCGUAAUCGUGUUUUGAAUCCACUGGAUGCCAUUUGCAAUAAACCGAGAAAAAAUGCUGUAUGUGUUAGUCAACUGAAAAAUGCCAAAAAAGUAGAUGAAGCUCUUCUUCAGGAGAGGCCAGACGUCAAAAUAUUUUUACCAUUCAAAUUCUUUUUUUAUAGACCAGAAGAAUUGUUUAGGCCGAAUGUUUACGACAAGUAUUUAGCCGUUGUUACUGGCGAUCAUGUUGUUAGUUUAAUAGAUGAGAUAUCUUAUCGAUCUCCUCCUGCACCACCUCUGUCUCAAUUGGAUGACUUGCCUCCAGAACAAUUUUGUAAUGGAGAUAAUAGACCUGAAAAAUGCGAUCAAAACUGCAUGUGUACACAUCAAGUAGAUAUUCCUCUAAAUGCAAUUGUGGAGGUUGUAUUAGUGGACGAAGUUCAAGCACCAAACUUGAGUCAUCCUUUCCAUCUUCACGGAUAUUCGUUUACUGUAGUUGGAAUCGGAAGAUCCCCUGACAAAAAUAUCAAAAAAAUUAAUUUACAACAUGCCUUGGACUUGGAUAGACGAGGUCUGUUAAAUAGACAUUUCAAUCUACCUCCAUACAAAGAUACCAUCGCUGUGCCAAAUAACGGUUACGUGAUAUUGAGGUUUAGAGCUGAUAAUCCAGGAUUCUGGCUCUUCCAUUGUCAUUUUCUAUUUCAUGUUCUCAUUGGAAUGAAUCUGAUAAUCCAUGUUGGGACGCAGUCUGAUCUGCCUCCUGUGCCUGAAGGUUUUCCAAAAUGUGGUCAUUUUACACCACCCAUCAGACUGGAGCAUAAGAACUAUUACGAGAAUCCAUAUCACAAGUAUUUUUAUAAUGUUUUGAAUCCACUAGAUGCCAUAUGCAACAAGCCCAGGAAGGAUGCCAUAUGUGUAAGCCAACUCAGAAAUGCCAAAAAAGUGGAUGAAGGCCUGUUGCAAGAUAGACCAGAUGUGAAAAUCUUUUUGCCCUUCAAGUUUUUGGUAUAUCAAUUGGAUGCGUUAUUCAAACCCCACACCUAUAAGAAAUUCUUAGCUGCUCCUGGAGGUGAUCAUGUUAUAAGUUUGAUCGACGAAAUCUCUUACCGAUCAGCACCAGCCCCACCGCUAUCACAAAUCGAUGAUAUACCAGCAGAACAAUUCUGCAAUGGAGACAACAAGCCAGAAAAUUGCGAACAAAACUGCAUGUGUACUCACAAAGUUGAUUUGCCUCUAAACGCUAUAGUAGAAGUGGUUUUGGUUGACGAAGUUCAAGCUACCAACUUGAGUCAUCCUUUCCAUCUUCAUGGAUACUCGUUUGUUGUUGUUGGGAUUGGAAGAUCUCCCGAUACUAAUAUUAAGAAGAUUAAUCUUAAACAUGCUCUUGAUUUAGAUAGAAGAGGACUUUUACACAGGCAUUUCAAACUACCGCCAUUCAAAGAUACCAUUGCUGUGCCAAAUAAUGGAUACGUCAUUUUGAGGUUCAGAGCAGAUAACCCAGGUUACUGGCUCUUCCAUUGUCAUUUCCUGUUCCACGUAUUGAUAGGAAUGAACCUUAUUCUCCAUGUUGGAUCACAUGCAGAUGUACCUCCAGUGCCAAAAGGCUUCCCUAGAUGCGGGGACUUCACACCUCCAAUUACAACCGAUAACUUCAACCUUCAUCACAACCCUUUCCACUGAAUAUCUUGUGAAUAAGUAUGUUUAAUAACUCUCAGGUGAUGAAAAAUCAGUGAUUCAUAGAAUAUUUAUUUAUAAACUUGUCGCCUACUUAUGUUGGAGGUCUUUAUUUUUGUAAUUGAAUGGUCCAGGUGAUUGGACCAACUAGUCUCACUUAUUAUUUCGAAUUCUUUAGGACAUACCAAAAAUAAAUCAAGUGUGCCUUAAGUUUUUUUUUUGUAUGACGGAAAAUAAAUGUUAUUGUUACU